Molecule: messenger RNA, 4764 nt
Organism: Phascolarctos cinereus (koala)
Lineage: Eukaryota; Metazoa; Chordata; Mammalia; Diprotodontia; Phascolarctidae
Gene: RARB
Product: retinoic acid receptor beta
Biological process (GO): retinoic acid receptor signaling pathway; cellular response to corticotropin-releasing hormone stimulus; regulation of transcription by RNA polymerase II
Cellular component (GO): transcription regulator complex; nucleus
Molecular function (GO): zinc ion binding; nuclear glucocorticoid receptor binding; nuclear receptor activity
Source: RefSeq, a predicted model, not a curated record
AGGAGUAGGAAGUGAGCUGUUCAGAAGCAGAAGGAUCUAUUCUUUGCAGAAGGGGGGGACCCGAGGUUCCCCCAUCCGAGGCGCUGGAGGACCGGGACUCCGGGGACCGGGACCGCCUGGUCCAGAGCUCCGCAAGCAGCCUCCGCUGGGGAGCCUGCGUGGAUCCGGGGGGGUUUCUGGGGGCGUUUCCCCGGACCUGACCCUAGGCAUUGGCCCCGAUCCCCCCCGCCCUGCUGGAUUGGCUGAGCAGCCUGGAAAAUGGUAAAUGACCAUUCGGAUCAAUUACAGGCUUUUAGCGGUGUUGUCUGUCAUAAUUCAUGAUUCGGGUCUGGGAAAAGGACCAGCAGCCCAGCGUGCCAAGAAAGGGGCAGAGUUGGAUGGAGUUGGGUGGACUUCUCCCGUGCCUCCUGCCUCUCCACCCCUAGAGGAUAAAGCACUUUUGCAGACAUUCAGUAGAGAGAGGGGAGAGACCAUGUUUGACUGUAUGGAUGUUCUCGCAGUGAGCCCUGGGCAAAUCCUGGACUUCUAUACUGCGAGCCCGUCUUCUUGCAUGCUCCAGGAGAAAGCCCUCAAAGCAUGCUUCAGUGGAUUGACACAAUCCGAGUGGCAGCGCCGGCACACUGCUCAAUCUAUCGAAACACAAAGCACCAGUUCUGAGGAGCUCGUCCCCAGCCCCCCUUCUCCACUCCCCCCUCCUCGUGUUUACAAGCCCUGUUUCGUAUGCCAGGACAAGUCGUCAGGCUAUCACUAUGGCGUCAGCGCUUGUGAGGGAUGUAAGGGCUUCUUCCGCAGGAGUAUUCAGAAGAACAUGAUUUACACUUGCCAUCGAGAUAAGAACUGUGUGAUUAACAAAGUCACCAGGAACCGCUGCCAGUACUGCCGUCUCCAGAAGUGCUUUGAAGUGGGGAUGUCCAAAGAGUCUGUCAGAAAUGAUAAGAAUAAGAAGAAGAAAGAGCCUUCGAAGCAGGAAUUCACAGAAAGCUAUGAAAUGACAGCAGAACUGGAUGACCUCACUGAAAAGAUCCGGAAAGCUCACCAGGAAACCUUCCCAUCCCUCUGCCAGCUGGGGAAAUACACCACGAACUCCAGCGCCGAUCAUCGGGUGCGCCUGGACCUCGGCCUCUGGGACAAGUUCAGUGAGCUGGCCACGAAGUGCAUUAUCAAAAUCGUGGAGUUUGCUAAAAGGCUGCCGGGCUUCACGAGUUUGACCAUCGCGGAUCAGAUCACCCUCUUGAAAGCAGCCUGUCUGGACAUCUUGAUUCUUAGAAUCUGCACAAGAUACACACCUGAACAAGACACAAUGACCUUUUCCGAUGGCCUUACCCUAAACCGAACCCAGAUGCACAAUGCCGGCUUUGGACCUCUCACAGAUCUGGUGUUCACCUUUGCCAAUCAGCUCCUGCCUUUGGAGAUGGAUGACACAGAGACAGGCCUUCUUAGUGCCAUCUGUUUAAUCUGUGGAGAUCGUCAGGACCUAGAGGAACCAACAAAAGUGGAUAAGCUACAAGAGCCAUUGCUGGAAGCACUGAAAAUUUACAUCAGAAAGAGACGGCCCAACAAGCCUCACAUGUUUCCAAAGAUCCUAAUGAAGAUCACAGAUCUCCGUAGCAUUAGUGCAAAAGGCUCAAAAUGAAUGGGUCCAGGCUCUACAUUGGACUUGUGGAAGAAGCAGGUAAUCCCGCUUGGAUACCUAAGGUCCCACCAAAGACCUCCUUACAAAAUAAAUAAUUCUGUGGUACAGGAGGGGAGGCAUCCUGCUUCAUUGUUUCAUUAUUGCCUAACUCUAGGUCCUCCUAGAAUGUAUGCUUUUGGAGAAUCAGAAUGAAUGUAAUUUAUAAUUAGGUGCUAAAUUGUGUGAUUCAAACUCUUCUAAGCGCUAUAAAGGAGAGAACUGACAGGCUAGAGUAGUUGUAAGGGCUUCAUGCAAGUGGACUAAAAGCCAGCAGGUCCUGGGUUCCAAUUCUGGCAGGCAAUGCCAUCUAUGCAGUCCUCAGUUUGCUCCUCUGCCAGAUGAAGAAUGGCUUAAUCUGUAAGGUCCAUUCCAGCUCUGAGAGGGUGUGAUCGAUAAACCAGGCCUUGAAGGAGGGGAAAGAUUUGGCUCUGUGGAAAGAGUGAGUGUACUCGGGUAUGCGGAGUGUCAAAGUAUGGGCAGUAAAAAUGAACAUGGAUGCAGGAGAGGCAGGAGAAAGAUGGGACUGACAAGUUGGCAGCUCCUGUUGGGCAACAGGGAGAAUUAAGCCUGGAUAAGCAGGAAGAUGAGACAAAGAUCCUGAACACCACAGAAAAGAACUUCCUAGAAGGCAGAAAGGAUGAGGGACCCGGACAAAAACAGGCUGAACCAGACGAAUGGUACCCAGAAUAACAAAGGCAGACAGACUGGUGGCAGUAAGAAUGGAAAAGAAGGGAUAAAUCCGAGAACCAAUUCUGUGGAAGAACUGCCUGGCCUUGAUGACCAACUGGGUGUUUGUUGGUAAGUGGUUUGCGAACAAAUGUGGCUGUGAAGCAAACCUGCUACUAUCUUACUGCAGUUCAGCUGCCCCUGGAGACAGACUUAGCCAGAAGGCGGGGCCCAAGAAAGGGUGCCUGGGCUCUCACAGAGGAACUGCAGAAAUGGCUAGGAAGAUGGGGGAGAGUUUCUUUUGUAUUCAAUGGGUUUGAACUUUAAAGAAGACAGGGCACUUCACAAUGUAGCUGGAUUGAUCUGAGGUAGGCACAAGUGCAGGCUCCCCUCUCCCACCUCCCAGAAGAGGUAAGCAAUGAGGAAAACAACAGAGAAGAACUCGUAGCGCCCUAGAGAUAAAUUAAUUUGGUUCAUCCAUCCAAUGCCAGGAAAAGGGGCAGAGGUAGAGAGGCAUUUUCCUGCCUCCCCUUAUGGUGGUAAAAGAUGAGAGAAGGCUAUGAGCUUUGUAGCCAGAAAUGGAUGGGAGGGUUGAGGGGGCAUAAAUCUAGAAAACAAAACACUCUCUUCACUGUAGCUGAGGCUUUGGAGCUUGAGGUUUCCAGACUUCUAUAGAAGCUGUUUACUCCUAGAGGUCGCUUUUUGGACCUCAACCAUUUCUAGGUCCCUGGCAAGGCACUCUUAUUCUGUUACUCUGUUCUUGAAUUGGCUGAAUCUUACCCUGACUCCUGGUACCCAAAUAUUCAUAGGAAUCCCUGGAAAAAAUAUGACACCCUUAUUUCUGCUUUUCAUAUGCACAUUUGUUACAGAUAAGUGCUGGUUAGGAUUUCUGUAGUCUGUUAUAGCUAAAAUUCUCCAUGCAAACAAGGUAACAGCGAGGCUAGCAAUUUGUUUCUGCUAAAAUUUUCCCCAAAGCAACUAAUGUAUAUUUUAAUCUUGUGUGCCUGCUCAAUAUAUACACCUGUUUUCAAGGAGCAACUUGAGUAUGUUUGUAAUUAACUUGGUGCAAUCUACCAAGACAUGCUAUCAACAACAUCCCAGGAUCACUCUGCCUAAAAAACUAGUUCUAUAAAAGAAAAUGGAUUAUAGCCAUGUUAACAGGUCUAGUGAAGAAUGCUAACUCCCUGGAAGAGCUGAAAUUCUUUAUAUUGUUAACAAUAUAAAGACAAUGAAGAUGACCACAUCAGAGACAAGAGUUUCCUGGACAGGACUUCGGAAGAACAGUGAUGUUAUGAGCAGAAAUGGAAAGCUCGAUUUUUUAGGGUAGGGGAAUGAGGUAAUGGGAAGUUCAACUUUGAACACUGAGUUUGAGGGAAUAUUAGGUCACCCAAAAAGGAAAUGCCCUGUGGGGAAAUGGAAACAUAGACCUGAAGUAUAUGUGUGAAGUUAAGGCUGUAGAGAAAAUCUAUAAGUCAUUAGUACUGAACUUAUAAUUAAAACCAUAAGAUGAGUUUUCCAAGGGUGUCAGUUUUGAGAGGAAAGGACAAAUGGUUAAGUAUCAAGGUAUAUACUACCAAUCCUAUGAAGCACAUUUCAGAACUAAAAGUCAACAAGAGAUAAGAAAAGUUUUAAUUUUUUAAAAUCUUAAUAAAGAAGUUCCUGAUUCACUAUCUUAUAUAAAAAAGGCACCUGAUACUACUCAUCCUUCUGUCGCAGUGUACAGGUAGAGGCAAUCCAAAAAUUAAUUCUUGUUAAAUAACUGAAAGCUUUUUCAAAAAACUUUCCUUACUUGUCACAAAGAAAGAUAUUUUAUAAUAUUCAAACUGGUGUAUUGCAAAGGAUGCAGAGGCCAAACUCUGCCCCUAACUAGCUGCAUGACUGGAAGAGUCACAAGCCUUUUGGGCCUCAGUCUCUAUAUAUAAGAUGAGGGGCUGGAUUAAAUGAUCUAUAAAAUAGCCUUGUCUGGAGAAGGAAAUGGUAACUCAGUCCAGUAUCUUUGCCAAGAACAUCCCAUGGACAGCAUUGGCAUGGUACAGUCCACAGGGUCAUGAAGAGUCAGACACAACAAGAUACCCUUCUAGCUGCGUGGCUCCCCACCUUCACAGAAUAUACCUGCUACUGUAACAGGGAUAGUAUGGAAGAGGGCGUUAGAUCUAUUCCUUAUCUUCAACAUAGAUGAACUCUGAAUUCAAAAUGAGCAAAUUAUUUAAUUCAUGGAAAUACUUUUUACCCAUUUAAAAGUUGCUAAGGAACAAGAAAUUCUCCUAUAUCCACUGACAAGUAGCCUAUUUAACCAAGCACAGGCCAUGGCUGAUGUCCGAAAUGCCAAGUGGCGCGCCUUGAUUUCAGUGAAAUAAGUAGCACAACUGCUUAAGUCAACCACUCGAUAGUGAUCUUGAACAAAACUGUGAGAUAACAAAGUCAUA